GCCGCAGAUUCUGGUGUCUUUGGGACGAUCUCAGCAAUGGGAAGAAGCCAUCGCAGAAUUCCACCGAGCGGCAAAGCCAAAGGCGAUGUUUGGCGGGUUGGACCUUCAUUGCUACAAUGCCGCAAUAACUGCAUGCCGCUUUGGAGCAGCUUGGCAGGCUGGCAUUGCCCUGCUUCAGCGUCUGUUGGAUUGUGCAGGACCUAAACCCGACCACAUCACGUUUGCAUCGAGCAUUCUGGCUGUUGGCAAUGGACUAUCAAAAGGCCGCUGGGAAAUGAUGCUGGCCAUGUUGGAGGCAAUGCCAGCUCGCCGAGUUGAACCAAGAGCUUCUGUUUUCAACGCUGCAAUCAAAGUUCUAGAUCUUGCUGGGCGAUGGAAGGAAGCUAUCCACCUUUUCAGCAGUAUGAAUGGUGAGGGUGGCCCAGCCAGCUCAAAUAUCGCCAGCCUCAACUCGACCAUUACAGCUUGUGGCAACAACACACAGUGGAAGCCUGCAUUGGCUCUCUUUUGGCAGGCAGCUGAGCAGAGGGCAUCUCGGUCCACUGUGAGUUACAAUGCGACUAUAGUGGCUUGUGGACGAUCCUCGCAAUGGCAAAGAAGCCUCUCCCUGUUGGAGGAGCUGGGCAUUUCACUGACACAAACUUUGCCAAACCAGUCGGGUGAGUUUGCAGGCCGAGCAGAUGAGCUCAUGUUGGAUGAUGGAAGACCUGCGACACCGAGACUACAAGAGACUGGAUUGACCACAUCCAACAUCCAAGGACAGACAGCUGCAAGGGCACCAUUCCUUCUGCAGGGCUGCAAUGCAACGCUCGUGGGCUGUGAAAGAGCAUUCCACUGGCGGAAGGCUUUGCAACUGCUCGUGGCCAUGCAGGAGUCUCAAGUGGUUCAUGGUUCAGGUUCAGGCGUUUCCUGGCCAACCCCUGAUGUGUUUAGUUUCAACACGGUGAUCUCUGCUUGUGAGAAGGCUUUUUGCUGGGACUUGGCAUUGAACUUGUUGGCACAGUUGAUGGCUGGCAGACGGCUUUAUCCAGAUGCAAUUAGUUUCAACAGCACCACACGUGCUUUGACAAGGGUCAGCCAUUGGCAACUGGGGUUGGAGCUUCUAGGCACAGCUAGACAAGCUCGACUUGAGCUGAAUGCCACCAGCAGCUUGAUGAUUGUGUCUGCAUAUGGUCGUGGGAGCUGCUGGCAGGGUGCGUUGUGUGAGUUUGAGAGAUUUCGACUCAUCUCUCCGGAGAUGAAGGUGCAACAGCAAAGCGACCAUGCCACGACGCCGCAGAACCUUCGGAAUGCAGUAAUCAGCGCUUGCGAGCAGUCGAGUCGAUGGCGUGAGGCAGUUCGUUUCUUCUUUGCUGCUGACUGCGGAGAAGGCAAAGAUCAACGGAGACAAGACAUCCUGGAUGAGGUGUCUUUGAAUACAUCGGUGAGUUCAUGUGCCAGCCAGAAGCACUGGGAACUAUCCAUUCAAAUGCUGGAUUUACGAAGGUACCUUCCAAGCAGCAUCGAGCCGAUUGGUGCUGCUGGCUUUGGGGCGGCUGUUCUUGGAUGCACGAUGGCAGGGGCGUGGGUACUUGCAGUGGCCUUAUUGAGCAGUGCGACCAGCCUGAAAGGCUGGGGAAGACAUGGAAGACACCUUGGUGGACUUGCAAUGGCACUGCUCGCUGCUGUCCAUUCUUGCGAGUGGUAUUUGCAGGCAUUGUCUCUUCGUCAAGUACUGAAAAAACUGGAGGCUGCCUCGGAAGCUCGAGUUCUGCUACUGGAUUUGGUCCUUCCGUUUCCAGGCGUGAAAGAUGAUGGAUUUCGAGCUGAGAUAGCCGGAGUGCUGUACAGGCACAAUGCAGGCGAGGCAGCCCUUUCUGCGGCCCAAAGAAGGACCAGAUUGAACUUUAUGCCCUAUGCACCUUCGACACGGUGGUCUUAG
Durusdinium trenchii is the source of this 1921-nucleotide messenger RNA. The record is from the annotation of a GenBank genome assembly. Lineage: Eukaryota; Dinophyceae; Suessiales; Symbiodiniaceae.